AUGAGGCUCUACAUCCACCCCUCUGGGGAACCAGUGACUUGUGAGAUCAACCCUGGGAGGCAGGCGGGUCAGCGUGGAGGGAGAGAGGCCCUGCCUGGCUUGGGAAGAGGAGUUGGCGGCACAGAACAGCAGUCGCCCUCCUCCCCUUCCACCUUGAGGAAGAGGUGCCGGGAGGUGGCCCCCCACCUGAGCUCAGGCUUCAGUGGACUUGCCUCGGGGACUGACAAGUGGCUGAAGCCCUGCCUCUCCACUGCCCGCUGGAGUCUGGAAUCUCUCAUCUACCUCUUAGUCAAUCAGUUUCUAUGUGUGAGAAGCAAGGCUGUGGGCCGGUGUCCUUGUACAUGCUGUAGCACUUAA
Molecule: messenger RNA, 357 nt
Organism: Rangifer tarandus platyrhynchus (Svalbard reindeer)
Lineage: Eukaryota; Metazoa; Chordata; Mammalia; Artiodactyla; Cervidae
Source: the annotation of a GenBank genome assembly